Molecule: messenger RNA, 697 nt
Organism: Temnothorax curvispinosus
Lineage: Eukaryota; Metazoa; Arthropoda; Insecta; Hymenoptera; Formicidae
Exons: 4
Biological process (GO): SCF-dependent proteasomal ubiquitin-dependent protein catabolic process
Cellular component (GO): SCF ubiquitin ligase complex
Source: RefSeq, a predicted model, not a curated record
AUGUAAAUAUUUGGGACAGUUAGAUCUUACAGCAAGCAACUUUGAUGUUAAGGAUUUUGUAAAGUUUAUUGAUAAUUGCGGCAAGCAUCUAACGCACUUAAAAUUAAGUAGGUGCAAAUUAAUUGAUGAUAGUCAUGCUCUACUUAAAAUUUCAGAGAUAUGCACAAAUUUGAAAGAAUUGGCUUUAAUUCAUUGUCGCGUAGACGACGAAGAAUUUUCGUAUCUCGAGAGGCUAAAUGGUUUGGAGUAUCUAAAUCUUCUUGAUACACAUAUAGAAACGCAACGUCUUUGUAAAAUACUGCACAAAAAUCAACGGAUGCGUGAGAUAUAUUUGGAAAUGUAUUUUGAAAGAGACUUAAACCUAGAUGCAGUCCUAAUUGAGUUGGGAAAGUCGUGUCCUGACUUGGAAGUAAUAAGUUCAAAUAUGGAAGUACGUCAUCUUACAUCUCGGGGUAUCAAUGCCUUUGCUGACUGUAAGAAUUUACGAAAAAUAAACCUUUUUCAAUACAAAUACCCAGCUUAUACUGAUAUCAGCUUAUUUAGAUUACUUUCCUCCUAUCAAAACUUGCAAGAAAUUUGUUUGUGUCAUUUUGUCCUCACUGAUCACAAGUUAGAAUUACUGGCGCAGUCUCCGGUAAAAGCUAAAAGUAUAGGGGAGAUCGGGGCAUACUUGACACUAAGCUUUUUGCCAAUUUAA